AUCUUUCAUUUGUCAGUGUUUGGCCUAUCCGCAAUCAAUGUUUUAAUAUAAAUAUAUUUAAUUAAUGCCGUAUUAUAGUAGAAAUGAAUUAAUGUUCCUUAUUAUCUAUUAGUUAAAAAUUUUAUAAAAUGUUUAAUACAGUUAUCAAUGACGUUGCAUUAGAGUUUCAAAAAAAUAAAUCAAGACCAAUCGAAGAUCACGAUGAAUCAAGCCAAAGCCCUUCAGAUAAAAGAUCCCGAACUAGUAGUCGUAAUGCAAGAGAUAGAAGAGAUACAGACAAAUCAUUAGAUUCAGAUUCUAAUGUUUCUCAAGAUGUAGUACCUAUUUCUAAUGGCCCGGGUGUUGGGGCACCUAAUAUGUGGGGAGGAGUUAUGGGCAUGGGGUUUCCCAUGGUAGGGAUGAAUAUGUUGGUUGACCCUAAUAUGAUGCAAAUGAAUAAUUACGGUAUGAUACCUCCAAUGCUGGCCACCGAUCACAAUAUAAUUCCCCCCGAUACUGCUAUGAUGAUUAACCCGGCAAAAGAAAUAAUUCAUUGUAAAUCGUGUACUCUGUUUCCUCCUAAUCCAAAUGCUCCAUUACCUUCUAUCAGGGAUAGGCCUCCUGGAUGCCGCACUGUAUUUGUAGGAGGCCUACCUGAAAAUAUGACUGAAGAAAUUAUAAUGGAAAUAUUCGAAAGAUGUGGGGAAAUUACAACAUUGCGUUUAAGCAAGAAGAAUUUUUGUCAUUUGAGAUUUGUCUAUGAAGCAUCAGUUGAUGCUGCUAUUUUUCUAUCGGGGUAUAGAGUUAGAAUAGGCUCUAAUACUGAUGCAUGUAAUACAGGUAGACUUCAUGUUGAUUAUGCACAGGCAAGAGAUGAUCAAUAUGAAUGGGAAUGUAGGCAGAGACAAUUGCAGAGAGAGCAGCGACAUAGAGAAAGGAUGGAAGAAGAAAGAUUAAGACCUCCUUCUCCUCCCCCCGUUGUUCAUUAUACUGAUCGUGAAGCUGCAGCUAUUGCUGAAAAAAUCAAACAAGAUGAGACAUUUACCAAAGCUGUACAGACUGUAAUAACCUGGCUGGAAAGGGGGGAUUGUAAUAAGAGGAACUCUAAUAAUUUUUAUUCCAUGAUUCAGUCGACAAAUUCCCAUGUGAGAAGAUUACUUAAUGAAAAAAGUCAAUAUGAAGAGGAAUUGAGGAAAGCCAAAGAAAUAUUGAAGGGGAGAAUGCAGGGUAUACUGUUGCAAUUCGGUCAAAUUGAGAGAUUGUUCUCAGCGGCGUGUCACAAGAAAGUAUGGGACCAUUUCACCAAGGCUCAGAGAAAGAACAUAGAGACUUGGAAAAAGCAGUCAUUGGAAAUAAAAAAUAUUCAAUUAGAAGAAAUUCCCAAAGAAAAAGACGACGACGAAAUGGACGUGUCCGAUGACGAAGAACCGUCGAAAAAGAAACAAAAGACUGAUUUAACCAUCGAAGAAAGAUCGUACAAAGACGAAAACGACAGUUUGAAAUGUCAAAUCGAAGCGUAUAAAAAUGAGGUAGAGGUACUAAAAACUGAUUAUAAAAAAGAUAUGGAAGAAAAAGAAAAACAAUUUAAAAUGCUUCAACAAACUUUACACGGUAUGCAACAACAACUGAUAGAUACGAAGAAGAGACAAAACGAAGAAGAAGCAAAAGUAAAAGAUCUCCAGUUGAAACUUCGGAUCGAAAGAGGAAAACAACUCACCGAUAAAGAAAUAGUUAUAAUCGAUGGUAGUGAUAACGAACAAUGUGAUUCAAUUAGUGUAGGUGAAAGCCCCAGUGAAAGUGUGCAAAAUUUAACGGAAAGCGAUGCUAAAUUAAUUGGAAUAAUCUCAACUUUUUUGAACGUUCAUCCCUUCGGAGCCGGUUUGGAUUACAUUUGGUCGUACGUUAGUAAAAUCGAAUCUAAUCUCCGACCAGCUGAAAUUGAAUCUCUGUUGAGUAGGUUUCCUACGGUGUUUAAACAAGAAUUGUUCGGUAUAGGCGCUAAUAUAGAAAGAAGAUGGAUGUUUAUAGCUUUUAAUGCAGAUUUCGGUGAUAAAAAUUGAUUUAUCGCAAUGUAUUAGUUGAUAUAUUAACAAUAAAUUUGUUUCCACGUU
Diorhabda sublineata is the source of this 2090-nucleotide messenger RNA. RefSeq names its product ecto-NOX disulfide-thiol exchanger 2. Bases 129 to 2039 code for a protein of 636 amino acids. Gene Ontology annotation, molecular function: protein-disulfide reductase activity; RNA binding. The transcript is spliced from 7 exons. Gene Ontology annotation, cellular component: external side of plasma membrane; plasma membrane. Gene Ontology annotation, biological process: ultradian rhythm. The record is from RefSeq and is a predicted model, not a curated record. NCBI's taxonomy places the organism in Eukaryota, Metazoa, Arthropoda, Insecta, Coleoptera, Chrysomelidae.